CAGGUCUCAUUUCACCACUUCAGUAAUCCCAUUGAAUACGAUGUUGACACGCGAGCAAGUCCAGUUCUAUGCAGAGCACGGGUACUUGAUUGUGGAAGGAUUCCUGACAGAGAGAGAAAUCGGCCUUUACCGCGAGGAGUCGGAGUUGCUGGUGAACCACUGCUACGAGUGCGGUGACUUGGUCGAUAGCUGGGGAUGCAUAGUGGAGCCGCUUGGGUCUGGCUACCUGGACACUGCUCAAAUAACAAAUACAGUCAGAUCAGACCGCAGUUUUUACGAGCAGGCUCGCUCUCAGAUACACAAGGGCGACCUGGUCACUUGCACUCUACUAAAGUACGGCCAGUGCGCAAUGCAGCUUCUCAACAAGACAGACACCGCGUAUCUUUUGAACGAGCAGUACAUCGUGAAGCCGCCUCGGUCAAAGACAAAGUUCGAGUGGCACCAGGAUAUUCUGUACUUCAAACCCGAGGAGCGCAAGCACGCAAUUGUCAGCGCGUGGUCGCCUUUGGACAACGUCAGUGAAGGCAACGGCACAGUCUGUGUAGAGCCGAACAAACGGUCUGGGAAGCAGCCGUUCUGGGCGAAUAUGGCAGCAGGCAGUGUCCUGUUCAUGGAUGGACGGUUGCGACACUGCAGCUCGGGCAACACUUCAGCCAAUUCUCUGGCGGCUCCUGUUGUCAAUAGCAGCGGCGGCCUGGUAGCAUUUGGUGUGCCAGUAUGAAACAGAAACAACGUUGAUUAUGAAUAGAAGAGUGGGCCAGAUUUAGUCCUUAGCG
This is a messenger RNA of Linderina pennispora, 776 nucleotides long. RefSeq lists its product as uncharacterized. Bases 41 to 721 code for a protein of 226 amino acids. The record is from RefSeq and is a predicted model, not a curated record. The transcript has 2 exons. Lineage: Eukaryota; Fungi; Kickxellomycota; Kickxellomycetes; Kickxellales; Kickxellaceae.